This is a messenger RNA of Lingula anatina, 1200 nucleotides long. RefSeq names its product small nuclear ribonucleoprotein Sm D3. Gene Ontology annotation, cellular component: spliceosomal complex. Lineage: Eukaryota; Metazoa; Brachiopoda; Lingulata; Lingulida; Lingulidae. The record is from RefSeq and is a predicted model, not a curated record. Gene Ontology annotation, biological process: RNA processing; spliceosomal snRNP assembly. Gene Ontology annotation, molecular function: RNA binding.
GCAUUGCUAACGCUACCGCCAUAUUUGAAGAAAGCCGGUCUUUGUACAAUCAUAUUUUGGGAAUCUUGUGCCAUCUUGACGGUUUUAUGUGUUGAACAAGUUUUACUGUACCUGAUAUAAACACAUAUAUUCAGUAUGUCCAUUGGUGUACCUAUAAAGGUUCUGCAUGAAGCAGAAGGCCACGUAAUCACGUGUGAAACGACCACAGGUGAAGUGUAUCGGGGAAAGCUUGUGGAAGCUGAAGACAACAUGAACUGUCAAAUGUCUAAUAUUACAGUGACUUACAGAGAUGGCAGAGUUGCACAACUAGAGAAUGUUUUCAUCAGAGGCAGCAAGAUCAGAUUUCUCAUACUACCAGAUAUGUUAAAGAAUGCUCCGAUGUUCAAGAAAAUCCAGGGCAAAGGCCCCGGUGGUGGAGCUACGAGAGGAAAAUCAGCUAUUCUACGUUCACAGGCUGCUGCUCGUGGACGAGGCAGGUCAAGAGGCCGGGGAAAUGUGUUCCAGAGAAGACAGUGAUGUAGCACUGAAAAUGAGACUUGAUUUUAUCUCCAGUGAAGAUCAAUUACAGUUAUCUUUGCACUAGGGUUGCAAGUAUUGAGGCAAAGUACCUGGAUCUGUGCAACUGAAGACUACUGUUACGUUCAAAGCAGCAUGUACAUAUAGAGCAAAGGGAGAAACAUUUGUGAAACAGUUCACAUGGAUAGUCUUACCUAGUACCGCUUUCAUUGAAAAGAAGCCUCAUGAUCAGUUAUUAUUUUGAGUAAUGUAGUGGUAGUCAAUAAUUCACAAAAUUUGUGAGGUUACUUUUUUAUAACUGUUGACUGAAGGUUUUAUUGGAGUUAAUGCACACCAGUGCUGGGAUUGAUGAGGUUGGGAUCAUUGAUGCAGUUGGAUUUUAUUUCAUGCAGAUUAUGAGCAAUACAUUUCAUUAACCCGUCUCCCCACACACCCAGUCAAAUGAAUAAUAAAUGUUUUUGCAACACAUCAGGUACAAAUGAGUUAAUAGGUUAAGUUUGCAAGAACAAAAUUUUGUAUUAUAUUAAAGAACAUUAAUUAGCAGAAAAAGAAAGAACCAUGAAAUAUGACAGGACUUUAUUUGCUUUUUUCAAGAAUAAUACAUUCCUUGAAAAAAUAAGACUGCUCUACGUGUUGGUUUUAUGUUCAAUAUAAUGUUUUAUAUAAAUAAAAUUCUUAUAAAUA